This is a messenger RNA of Emericellopsis cladophorae, 2052 nucleotides long. Its product is annotated as Protein phosphatase 1 regulatory subunit 3C-like protein. Gene Ontology annotation, cellular component: protein phosphatase type 1 complex. Gene Ontology annotation, biological process: regulation of glycogen biosynthetic process. The record is from RefSeq and is a predicted model, not a curated record. Gene Ontology annotation, molecular function: protein phosphatase 1 binding; glycogen binding. Lineage: Eukaryota; Fungi; Ascomycota; Sordariomycetes; Hypocreales; Bionectriaceae. The transcript is spliced from 2 exons. The coding region runs from base 1 to 2052 and encodes 683 amino acids.
AUGGGCUCUUUGACGCCUCAGGGCACGGCGGAGGAUUUGCCAGCUUUGGCGGUUGAAGCUGGCAACCAUAUUUCCCCGUCCGUCCGGCAAUCACCGCCCCCGCGAACCGAUGAGAACGGCAUGCCCAAGGGCGCAAUCAUCUCCCCUCCAGAUUCUGCAUCUUCUGGCAGCGAUGAUGAAAGGAUCCCUGAAAUUCGAGGGCGAAAAUUGGACAAGUUCAAGGAACUGAGGGAAGCUGUCAAUCAAAUACCCCAGACAAGGACACCUUCGCCUCCUGGCGCCAGAUUUGCCAUUGGCGACGCCAAGUCUGACCCUAGCGCGCUCGAGGACGAGACCCCGCGAGCGAUGCGCAUGAGCUUCAGCACUAGUGCUCUCAACCAACGCCAAAAUCCCUCCCGCAGAGUUAGCCAUGUGCGCUCGGCUACGGAACCAAACGCUCAACCUUUGCCUCCCACCGACAGUGCCGUAUCCGUCACAGUCUCGGAAGAGGAUACUGAUGAGGAUCUCAUGACAAAACCUCAAAUGGUUCGCAAGAAGUCCGGUGAGCUGGUCCGUCCUGCCCUACGGCCUUCUUCGCGACGCCGUCCAUCGAGUAUGCCAGGUACGCCCGUCUUCUCAAAAGCGGUGCAUUUCGACUCUCACCUCGAACACGUCCGCCACUUCCUUCAGGUCGACCGUCCCUUGGCUGUGAGUGCCGGGUCGUCGCCCGCGGAUAACUAUGAGAGCGACACUGAGUACCCCUUCCCUGCCGAGGCCCGUCCGACCUCGAGGACACCUCCAUUUGAGUGGGAGAUACUUACACCCAACUUCCCUCAUGAUGGCGCGGCGCGAAGGGCAUUUCCCGUCAGAUUGGAAAAGGUCUGGCUGUCGGCGGACCAAAAGUCUAUGCUCGGAUCUGUGGCCGUUGCCAACCUCGCUUUCCAGAAGCAAGUCACCUGCCGCUUCACCCUGGACUACUGGAAAACCACAUCGGAGGUAACUGCCGAAUAUGGUCACGACAUUCGUCCUCACGAGGGUGCGUUUGGCUACGAUCGUUUCAACUUCAACAUCAAGUUGAGUGAUACAGCGAGCCUUGAGUCGAAGACGCUGUUCUUCUGCGUUCGAUAUCGGGUUAAUGGCCAAGAAUUCUGGGAGAACAACGGCGGUGCCAACUUCCAAGUUGACUUCAGAAAGAAACACUUGCCGCAGAACGGGAAGAACAACUUCCAAGGCGCUCACGGUCGGUCCCUAAAUGCACUGCCGCGCAGCAACCGUCGGCAGAACUCGAACAGUGGUCUGACGCGGCCCAAGUCGAUGCCCAUCUCCGUGCAGGACUUUGGCAGUGACGGUUCCGAGUUCAAAUUCGACCAACCGCUGCACGAGUACCUCGGCGAGCCGAGCUCCGGACCCACUGGACUUCGUCUCAAGACCAAGUCUUGCAGCAACAUUGCUAGCGAUAACAUCGCUAAGGAUCUUUCGUCCCCACGCGGUGUGGCCUUUGCCAACCGGUAUGACUUUGGUGCUUCGCUCAGCGCUGCUGUGCAAGCUGCUAAGGACUCGAUGGGCAAGGAGAAGGAGAAGGACACACUCUACAUGAAGGAUAACGCCCGAGGCACUCGCUACAUCGUCGACACCAUGCAAGACAGUCACUCACCCCCCCUGUUCAGCCCCGUCGCUGCGCCUGGCGGCAGUGACUCCCCUGUUCCGAGCCUGCCUAGCGCAUCGUAUGAGGAGCUCGUGAACAAGUAUUGUUUUUUUGGUUCGACAAAAGUGUCGCCCCCUUCGAAACACGAGGGUGCUCCCAAGGAUAUGGCGUCCGCGCCCCGAAGAGACCUGUCGCCCAACGGAUCGGCUACCUUUUUCCUGCCCAAUUCCAACAACACGUCGCCGUCUACUUCACCCUCAGCGAACUACCUCGCGGUCGCCGAGGCGAACAAAGACUCGGCUGGGUACGGUGUGCCUGAAUCGACGCAACUCACUCAGGUGAACGGCGCCACUGGUGGUCAACCGAAACUCACCGAGCGAUGCGCCUGGCGAGGCGACGCCCACUCGAUACCUGCGAUCCGAGGAUAG